Molecule: messenger RNA, 1769 nt
Organism: Lycium barbarum (goji berry)
Lineage: Eukaryota; Viridiplantae; Streptophyta; Magnoliopsida; Solanales; Solanaceae
Product: protein RMD5 homolog
Exons: 3
Coding region: 382-1542 (386 amino acids)
Biological process (GO): proteasome-mediated ubiquitin-dependent protein catabolic process
Cellular component (GO): nucleus; cytoplasm; GID complex
Molecular function (GO): protein binding; ubiquitin protein ligase activity
Source: RefSeq, a predicted model, not a curated record
UUCCUUUUGCAGCCACUAAUCAGCGGUGCAGUAUAUUUCAUUUUUAACCAGACAAAUAAAACAUAGCAGCCAAGAGAGGAAAGGAAACCCUACCCAACUUGUCGUUUCCAUCCCCUUCAUCCUCCUCCUCACUCCAUCGCCCGCCACGUGUUGUCUGUUUAAACACGAUUUAGUGUUUGACUCCAGAUCUCAAUCCACCUCUGUUACAAUUCUCGCAUCUCAUUGACCUUUUGGGAUCAUAUUCGGAUUUGGCUAUCGGAUCUACGGUUCUUUCCUGAGGUAGAAAUUUGUAGCGUGCGGAUGUACUUAUGUACUAGGCGUUGGAGGGGAUUGUCAAUUUUACACCGAGAAAGUUCUAGCAGGAAUUCGAGAAAUUAGAAAAUGGAGCUGAGUACCAUUAAAGAUGCCUUUGAUCGUGUCACAAAGAAGCAAAAGGUUGCAUCAUCAAAAUCUCAGGAAGUGAUAGAGCAGAUCGGUCAAGAAAUAGAACAGGCACUGUUGAGAAUGCAAUCAACAAAUGAUACUGCAUCUUUGAGUGAGCACAAAGCGAUUCUUAGUGAACUAAAAGCCAAGUUGAAGGAAGUUGCUCCACUCAGUCAGUUGGAAGGAACACAAAGAGAACUAAAUGUUGCACUAAGCAAGUACCCGAAGCUCCUUGAAAAGUCUCUCAAUCCUGAUAUAUCAAAGGCUUACAGGAAUGUUGGUUCUGAUAUCCAUACCGUUAACCAGAUAAUUGCCAGCCAUUUCUACCGGGAAGGCCACUUUGAUCUUGGUGAUUGUUUCGUAAAUGAGGCCAGAGAACCUGAAGCUGCAGGCCAAAAAUCUCCUUUUCUGCAAAUGUAUCAAAUACUUGAAGCCAUGAAGUCUAGGAACCUAGAGCCUGCUCUGAGUUGGGCCACCACCAAUAGUGAGAAACUUAAGCUGAGUGGAUCUGAUAUUGAAAUGAAGUUACAUAAGCAGCAGUUUGUGGAAAUUCUGCAGAAAAGAGGUAGAGAUGGAGCUUUAAAUUAUGCUAGAACUUACUUCCCUCCUUUUGCCACCAAAUAUUUGACAGAGAUCCAGAGGCUCAUGGCCUCUAUAUUGUGGGCUGGAAAGCUGGAUUCCUCGCCUUACUCGGAUCUACUAUCACCUUUCCACUGGGAUAAAUUGGCUGAAGAGCUUGCUCGGCAGUUCUGCAAUCUCAUGGGUCAAUCCUAUGAGAGUCCAUUGAGCGUGACCAUUGCGGCUGGUGUCCAGGGGUUGCCAACCCUUCUGAAGCUGAUGAAUGUGAUGACUGGGAAAAAACAGGAAUGGCAAUCCAUGAAACAAUUACCUGUGCCUGUGGACUUGGACCGAGAAUUUCAAUUCCACUCUAUCUUUGUCUGUCCAGUGAGUCGGGAUCAGGCAACUGAGGAGAAUCCGCCUAUGCUGAUGUCUUGUGGGCAUGUGCUAUGCAAGCAAUCUAUUACAAAACUGUCAAAGAAUAACAGCACACGGCCUUUCAAGUGUCCUUACUGCCCCACGGAGGUUGAGGUCGGUCAGUGUAGACAAUUGUUCUUCUAGUAUGAAUUGAUCAUCUCAGCGUUUGUAUUAAAAUCUUCUCGCUACCCCUCUUUAUCUCUAUGCUCUGUGAACUCAAUUCACGUUCUUUCAUUACAUGGUUGAUGGUACCUCUGACCAUAGUGUUAAUUGUGCUUAAAGCUGUUCUUGUCUAUGUACUAUGGUAAAUUGGAUGUAAAUAGGAAUUCUUUACCAUUUCAUGCAAAUAAUUUAAAAUGCUCGUACAAUCA